GCUCAUACACUCAAAGCGUCUGGCGUGUGUGGCUCAGGCUGCCCUGCCGCCGGGAGCUGGCCGGAUACUGUGGCCCCGACCGCCGCAACAUUUAGUAACAUUUGUAACAUUUGUAACAUUUAGUAACAUUUUUUAACGUUAAUUUCUUCCGAAGCUCCGCGGUGCAGGGAUGGGUGUGGAAAUCGAGACGGUAGCUCCGGGAGACGGGAGGACAUUCCCGAAGAAGGGCCAGACAUGCGUGGUGCACUACAUAGGCAUGCUGCAGAAUGGAAAAAAGUUUGAUUCCUCCAGGGACAGAAAUAAGCCCUUCAAGUUCAAGAUUGGCAAGCAGGAGGUGAUCAAGGGCUGGGAGGAAGGAGUUGCACAGAUGAGUCUGGGCCAAAGAGCGAAGAUAACCUGCACGCCUGACAUGGCCUACGGGGCCACGGGUCACCCGGGGGUCAUCCCUCCCAACGCCACGCUCAUAUUCGACGUGGAACUCCUGAAGCUGGAGUGAGGACGACCCGCCCCCGAAGCCCCCCUCCUCCGUCCCAGCGACUCCGAACCUCACUAUAGCAUCUUAAUUAAACCUCUCACUUAUUUUCUGUUCUGCUUCAUUGCCAACUGUAUCGGUCAGAUGCUUAUCGAUGCUUUAGUGACUUUACUUUUUCCCCAAACAAAUUUGGCCUCCUUGGUUACAUCAUUAAUAUUUCCCAAAUAUAACUCCCCCUCCAUUUUUACAUUGUACAUUUUUAUUUAAUAAUAAAUAUGACAAACUUAAGUAAAAAUAGAAUAUAUAAAGGGUAUAAACCACUGCCUUAUGAUGCUGUUAAAAUAGAGGUAAUACGUAAAAGGACAAUAUCGUGCAUCUUAAUGGGCAUUAACAACUACUGUCUGCUUUAAAACUUGAUAAAGAAAUGUCCUCCAAGUGAUGAUAGUGAUGAACUGCAUCGCUGUCUUUUUAUAAAUCCCUGUUACGAAUGUUUGUCGUUGCCACAGAACACAAAAGCAGAGGUGUGAGUGAGAGAUGGCUUUACUUCUGAUGAUACUUGAUAAACAUGUAAUAAAAUUUAUCAUAUGCCUAUGCUGCGACCAUAACGUCUGAAACAUGUUCACACAUCACACUCGUGACAAUAUUUUGAAAGCUUCCAGUGUCUGACAGGUCAUCCGACAGCUCGAUUGCAGCCUUUUCCAUUUAGGAUGUCAUCUUUUACUUAAUUUGACUUCAUAUUGUCUCUGUGUCAUUUUAUUUCAUGAUUUUUCAUUUAUUUCAUUAAAAUGUUGCUCUCUUUAG
This is a messenger RNA of Paramormyrops kingsleyae, 1273 nucleotides long. RefSeq names its product FKBP prolyl isomerase 1B (gene fkbp1b). Lineage: Eukaryota; Metazoa; Chordata; Actinopteri; Osteoglossiformes; Mormyridae. Gene Ontology annotation, cellular component: cytoplasm; sarcoplasmic reticulum membrane. Gene Ontology annotation, biological process: protein peptidyl-prolyl isomerization. The record is from RefSeq and is a predicted model, not a curated record. Gene Ontology annotation, molecular function: peptidyl-prolyl cis-trans isomerase activity.